GUGCCUCACUCCGCCCAGCGCACCACACUCUUCCAGAGGAAGACUCCCCAGCCUGUAGCCGCGGGAUAGAAGAGGAAAAGCAGCCGCUCUCUCCCAAAUCGGCCAAAUCGGUGCCCUCCCCGACCUUCCCCGCAGGGUGUCCGGAUUACAGUUCCAGUGGACGCCUGAUCCCUGGUUGUACUUGUCUGGAAAGCAAGACCCUCAGCUCAGAUAAAACGACCUGCUAUUUCUGCCAGCACUUCUGGGGAAAAAAUGAAAAAUUAUAGAAUCUGUCCAAUUUAACCCCUGUCUGAUUGUAACUUCGAUCUCCAGUACACUCAUUCUGUCUCUCACACCACAAAGAUGUCAGACCCUGACCCUUCAUCUGGAUUUGUGGGCAACGUGGAGAAUGGAACUUUCCUGGAGCUCUUUCCCACCUCCCUUUCCACCUCUGUGGAUUCAUCUUCUGGCCAUUUGUCCAAUGUCUACAUCUAUGUUUCAAUAUUUCUCAGCCUUUUAGCAUUUCUGCUCUUGCUCUUGAUCAUUGCUCUGCAGAGGCUUAAAAACAUCAUCUCAUCCAGUUCGUCUUACCCUGAGUACCCUAGCGAUGCUGGGAGUUCAUUCACUAACUUGGAAGUCUGUAGCAUCUCCUCUCAGAGGUCUACUUUCUCCAACCUUUCCUCCUGAAGCAAAAUGAAAGAGAACACUUUGGUGCUGGAGGGGGUUAGUUGCAUGCUAUGGUGACUCUUUCAGGCAAUCCUGGGAGAGGAGACUCUUUGAGCUCUUAGACUACCCCUCAUCCCUUAGUCUCAAUUUCCCUUUUAAUUAGCAGUGCUUUUCAUCUCUGAACAUAAUGCUAACACAAACACGCUUUAAGCAUCUAGAAGUGAUACAGGGUUUCACACCCCAAAGCUGCCUGGCAGACCUAGAUCUGCCUCUUAGUAGAGGGAUCCAUUAAUUCCAUGGCAUCGGACUCUCAUAUGCUCACCUGAAAUUCACCUCACCUGUGUGACAUUGGACUGUGUGCUUCUGGACUUCAUCUUUUCUGAAAAACCAUUUGACCAAGGGAGCCAACCAAACUUCCAGUGAAAUUUGUGCUUUUUUGCUAUUUAGAAUUACUCUCUUUUUCCUCCAAUAUUUGAAAGAACAUUUUCCAUGAACCAAAUAAUUUUUAAAAGCAAUUUCAGUUUGAAUGUCCCUUGUGAAAUUUCUAAAAUUUUGAAGAAAGGCU
Trichosurus vulpecula (common brushtail) is the source of this 1210-nucleotide messenger RNA. It is a transcript of the gene SERTM1, whose product is annotated as serine rich and transmembrane domain containing 1. The record is from RefSeq and is a predicted model, not a curated record. The coding region runs from base 343 to 666 and encodes 107 amino acids. Gene Ontology annotation, cellular component: intracellular membrane-bounded organelle. NCBI's taxonomy places the organism in Eukaryota, Metazoa, Chordata, Mammalia, Diprotodontia, Phalangeridae. The transcript has 2 exons.